UAGGAGGCGCGUAGCGUUCGAAAGACGCUUGGCAUACGGUUAAAUAUACAAAUCUUCAAUUCUCAGAAGCUCCGGUAUCCCGUCAAUGCAUCUUCUUUCAAUCUCUGUCCCCGCGAAUAUACUAUGAACAUUUUAAGGGUUUAAUCAAAAUCUAGGGUUUAUUAAUCAAGGCGCAACUAUUCUCUCUGCUCGUAAUCAGCUUCAAUGUCGGCAUUUGGCGCGGCUACUGCGGCGAAUCCAAAUCCUAAUAAGUCUACUGAGGUCGCACAACCUCCCAGUGACUCAGUAUCAAGCCUCUGUUUCAGCCCCAAGGCAAAUUUCUUAGUGGCUACUUCAUGGGAUAAUCAGGUACGUUGUUGGGAAGUAAUGCGAAGUGGAACCAAUAUCGGCACAGUCCCCAAGGCAUCUAUAUCUCAUGACCAACCGGUUUUAUGCUCUACAUGGAAGGAUGAUGGGGCCACUGUCUUUUCUGGAGGUUGUGACAAGCAAGUAAAGAUGUGGCCACUGUCUGGUGGUCAACCUGUAACUGUUGGCAUGCAUGAUGCUCCUGUGAAAGAAGUUGCUUGGAUUCAAGAGAUGAACCUCUUAGUCACAGGAAGCUGGGAUAAAACCCUGAGGUAUUGGGAUCUUAGGCAACCGAAUCCAGCACACGUCCAACAGCUUCCCGAGCGCUGCUAUGCGCUAACUGUGAAGCAUCCUUUAAUGGUUGCUGGAACUGCUGAUAGAAAUCUUAUAGUCUUUAAUUUGCAAAAUCCUCAGACUGAGUUCAAGAGGAUCAUGUCACCUCUAAAGUACCAGACAAGGUGCUUGGCUGCCUUCCCUGAUCAACAAGGUUUCCUGGUUGGCUCAAUUGAAGGAAGGGUAGGCGUACACCACAUUGAUGAUGCACAGCAAAGUAAAAACUUUACUUUCAAAUGCCACAGAGAGAACAAUGACAUUUACUCUGUCAACUCUCUGAAUUUCCAUCCUAUGCAUGGCACUUUUGCUACUUCUGGAUCUGAUGGGGCCUUCAACUUUUGGGAUAAAGACAGCAAACAGAGGCUCAAGGCAAUGCAACGCUGCAGUCAGCCUAUUCCUUGCAGCGCUUUCAACAACGAUGGCUCAAUAUUUGCAUACGCGGUCUGCUACGAUUGGAGCAAGGGUGCAGAGAAUCAUAAUCCAGCAACUGCAAAGACCUGCAUUUUCCUGCACUUGCCACCGGAAAAUGAGGUCAAAGGAAAACCAAGAAUCGCAACAGGCAGUAGAAAAUGAAGAGAAACCCUCCUGUCUGGUCCUUGUCAUAUUUGUGGAUAGAAGGCCAUUUGCUGCUUUGUACAUGGAGGCAUUCUGGUUUUGAAAUUCAUACAUCAUUCUGUUGAGAAUAGCUGCCAUACAAUUGUCCAUUGGUGAAGUGUUGUUCUAUGUCUGGAUCUCUCUCAUCUUUUGUGCCAUUGGAGAAAAACGCAAGCUCCCCCACCCCCCUGCCCCCUUGAACUCUUGUAUUUUAGCACUUUUGUUGUAUGACAAUAGACGUGUAGUGUUUGUCUAGAUCAUGAAACAACACUUCUAUCUUUGUUAUGUUACUGCAAAUCUAUGCAAUGCGCCACAGUUUCUGUUCA
Messenger RNA from Ipomoea nil (Japanese morning glory), 1598 nucleotides. RefSeq names its product protein RAE1. The coding region runs from base 205 to 1251 and encodes 348 amino acids. Gene Ontology annotation, molecular function: RNA binding; ubiquitin binding. The transcript has 12 exons. The record is from RefSeq and is a predicted model, not a curated record. NCBI's taxonomy places the organism in Eukaryota, Viridiplantae, Streptophyta, Magnoliopsida, Solanales, Convolvulaceae. Gene Ontology annotation, biological process: transcription-dependent tethering of RNA polymerase II gene DNA at nuclear periphery; RNA export from nucleus. Gene Ontology annotation, cellular component: nuclear pore.